CUCCCGGCUGUGCUGCCCCGGGCCAAUGGCCUCCAGGGAACCGCUGCUGAGCGCCUUUAAAGGUGCGGUGCUGCGGCUGCGGGGUGACGGCUCUCCGUGCACCGACGCUUCCCCGCACCUGGCGGCCGCCUGCGCGCUGCUGGAAGGAGCCCUGCGGAAGGGGCUGCGACAGCCGCUGUGGGGCUUCAGGAGAAGGGAUUAUUGGCAGUGCCUGGAGCAGCUUUCCCUCGGGGAGGGAGGGAGACUGAAUCCCAAAGACUGGAUGUUCCCCCUUUUGAUUGGAUGUCAGGGGGAAGCUCUUUCCUAUGAGAGUGUUGAGGUGCUGGAACAGCUGCCCAGAGAGGCUGUGGAUGCCCCAUCCAUCCCUGGAGGUGUUCAAGGCCAGGUUGGAUGGGGCCCUGGGCAGCCUGGGCUGGUAUUAAAUGUGGAGGUUGGUGGCCCUUCCUGCGCUUGGGGGGGCUGGAGAUUCAUGAUCCUUGAGGUCCCUGCCAACCCAAGCUGUUCUGUGAUUCCUCCAUGUGUUAAACCUCAAAGUGCCCAAAAGCUCCCCCAUGUGUUUACCCCCAAACCGUUUGUUCCCCUCUCCCCAAGCAAACCACAUCCUAAAGACCAUAGAUCCCAAAGACCAUGCAUUCUGUCCCCUAUGUUAACCCCUCCCCUUUCCCCAAGCAGACCGAGCCCUCUCUCCAGCAGCCUCCAUAGAGCCUCUACCUGCACGAAGGCACUGACAGCACAGGGCCGUGGCCGCUGCUUCCUGCGCUCAGCUCUGCAGUGCAAAGUGCUGGCAGUGGCCAUGCAGCAGCUGGUGCAGAGCCCUCAGCUCCUGGAGUUCUAUGACUCGUCGGGCUCCAUCCUGGGUAAUGAAGAGCUGCGGGAGCCGUUCCUCUCCCUGGUGCUUGUGCUGACAGAGGUGGAUUUCUCCCUGAACCUGCAGAACUGCAGCUUCUUGGAUGAGAGCUGGCUGCUGCCGGUGUGCGUCAUGUAUGAGACGGUUCCAUGCCGAGCGCUGGGGAUGGUGGUGAGGUACGUGGAUGGCCGUGUCAUUGUCAUUGAGGUGCUUCCUGGGAGCCAGGCAGAGGUGGAUGAGGUGGUGCUGGCUGGGGACGUCCUAGAUGAGAUCAAUGGAUGCUCCUUGAGGAACGCCUACAGCGGGCAGGCCGGGGCGAUGCUGCAGAAGCUGAAGGGACAACCACUGAGCCUCCGUGUGCUGCGGUGGCAGGGGCACGAUGGUGAGGUCUAUGAGCCUUUGCUGCCCUACCUGGAGGCCGUGAAGAAGAAGGAGCCCCAUUUCCAGCUCCAGUGUGGCCCCAGGCGCUGUGACAAGGGGGAGAAGCGGAGGGUGCAGGGGGGCAGGCUGCUCUACAACCUGCGGUACCUGGGCCGGAUCGGUGUUGGGAUGUUUGGAGGCAAAGAGGUGCUGCAGAAAGCCAUUCCUGCUGUGCUGGAGAGCAGCUCAGCACCACGGGAGGUUUUAUUUGAUGUGAAGGAAACGGAAAUCCUUGUACAAGAGAAGGCAUCUCCCAGGGUCCUGUUUCGCCACCCCUACCCUGCAGUCUCCUGCGUGGGACGCUGCCUGAAGACCAGCAAUGUCUUUGCAUUCUGUGUCCUUGCCUCCUCAGGGAGCCCCAAAGGGAGCACGUUUGACUGCCUGGUGUUUGCAUCGAGUUCUGAGCAAGAAUGCGAGGAAAUCAUCCAGAGAAUUGCUGCAGGAUUUAAACACACCGAGUGGUUUGUCUGAUAAGGGAGGGCUGUGGCUCAGCUCUCCUCAGGCUCUGCUGCCCCAGCUGUGCAAGAUGCAGGCUCUGGCUCCUCGAACUGGAACUAGGAAGGUUUCCUUAUACUUGCAGGACAUUGCUGUGGAAGGAAGUGCAGCAAAAGCAGCUGGUCUUUAAAAAAAAAAAAUUGCAUGGAGAGGCCAGUGCUGACUUCCUGCGUGCCUUCAUAUAUGAACUACUGCUUUUCUUCUUCCUAAAACGUCCCUUUGUCUCGAUUUUUCAGUGAAAUAAAUCAAGCUGG
Messenger RNA from Tympanuchus pallidicinctus (lesser prairie-chicken), 2016 nucleotides. RefSeq lists its product as uncharacterized. The record is from RefSeq and is a predicted model, not a curated record. Lineage: Eukaryota; Metazoa; Chordata; Aves; Galliformes; Phasianidae. The coding region runs from base 26 to 1738 and encodes 570 amino acids. The transcript is spliced from 16 exons. Gene Ontology annotation, molecular function: protein binding.